GUUUGGGCUAACGGGGUGAGUCAUUCCGGGCCACCUCGGCCUGGAGCCCUGCCCAACCGACCAGCCCGGGUCGUACCAGCGGGGCGGAGGCGGAGGCCGAGCGGCUGGGGAGCCCGUGCGCCCCGCGGUGUCGCGCGGAGCCUGCGACCAUGGCUGGAAGCGAGCCCCGCGGAGCCGGCUCCCCGCCGCCCGCCAGCGACUGGGGCCGCCUGGAGGCAGCCAUCCUGAGCGGCUGGAGGACCUUCUGGUAUUCGGUGGCCAAGGAGCGGGCGACGCCGACGGCCUCCCGGAAGGAGGCGGCGGAGGAGACGAGCGCGCUGACGCGGCUGCCGGUUGAUGUGCAGUUGUAUAUCUUGUCGUUUCUUUCACCCCACGAUCUGUGCCAGCUGGGAAGUACAGAUCAUUACUGGAACAAAACUAUAAGAGACCCAAUUCUCUGGAGAUACUUUCUGUUGCGGGAUCUCCCUUCUUGGUCUUCGGUUGAUUGGAAGUCACUUCCAGAUCUAGAGAUCUUAAAAAAGCCAAUAUCUGAGGUCACCGACAGCACUUGUCUUGAUUACAUGGAGGUUUAUAAAAUGUGCUGUCCAUAUACGCGAAGAGCCUUGAAAGCCAGCCGUCCUAUGUAUGGAGUGGUUACCUCUUUCUUACACUCACUGAUCAUUCAGAAUGAACCCCGGUUUGCUAUGUUUGGACCAGGUUUGGAAGAACUGAACACAUCCUUGGUGUUGAGUUUGAUGUCUUCUGAGGACCUUUGCCCAACUGCUGGUUUACCUCACAGACAGAUUGAUGGUAUUGGAUCUGGAGUCAACUUCCAGUUGAAUAACCAGCAAAAAUUCAACAUCCUGAUAUUAUACUCGACUACCAGAAAAGAAAGAGACAGAGCAAGGGAGGAGCACACCAGCACCGUUAACAAGAUGUUCAGCCUACAGAGUGAGGGGGACGAGCAGCAGGGCAGCCGCUACAGUGUGAUCCCGCAGAUUCAGAAAGUGUGUGAAGUCGUAGACGGGUUCAUCUACGUGGCAAACGCUGAAGCUCACCGACGUCAUGAAUGGCAAGAUGAAUUUUCUCGGAUUAUGGCCAUGACAGACCCAGCUUUUGGAUCUUCAGGAAGACCCAUGCUGGUUUUAUCUUGUAUUUCUCAAGCAGAUGUAAAGAGAAUGCCUUGUUUUUAUUUAGCUCAUGAGCUGCACCUCAGUCUUCUAAACCACCCAUGGAUGGUCCAGGAUACAGAGGCUGAAACUCUGACUGGUUUUUUGAAUGGCAUUGAGUGGAUUCUUGAAGAAGUAGAAUCUAAGCGUGCAAAAUGAAGUUCCUUUGGGACCAUGGGAAGCCGCAGGACAUGGUGUAUGUGUUUCCUGUCCCUCCUGUCACUGCCCCUCUGGAGGAGGCCUUUCUACUGGACAGCUACCACAGCUGGGUUUCUGACACUUUACCAUGAAUGAGUUGCAAGUUUCAGUCCUACUACUUUUCCACAAAAUGAACUCUCACAUUUUUGAUAAUUUUAUAUUUUUUGUCUUUUUCUUUAAAUAUUAAAUUCCGCAAAACAAAAUUUUGUGGUUCUUUAAUUUCUCAUGGUCUCUCUUUUUUGCUAUCAAGGUUGCCCGAUAGGAAUAGUAAGCCUUUUUAACAGUCAUAGGAUCUCUUCAAGGUCUCACUAACUGCUUAUCGGAAAAACGUUUCAAAUCAUUCUCAACAGAGACACUAUGAAAUUUCACUAGAACUGCAGUAAUGUAAUGACCACAGCCUCUGUUCUCUUUCGAAAGAAUAGAAAGAAUAUUAUGUUUAUGUUGUAUCUGAUAUUCUUUCAGUGAAAAUUAGGGUUUUUGUUGUGGAAGUUGUCAUGUUUGAAUCAUUCUGAGCAAGGAAAUACUAAAUUCUGUUUCAUACUUAUACAUGCUAAAGAUUUACAUGUGUAAAGCUACCUCAGCAAUUGCUUGCACUGCAGAGGAAAUCACAUAGCACCUGACUGGAACUGGGGGUGUUAAAAUUAUUGUGAAAGGAAUAUAAAUACUGUUGUAUGAUUUAUAUGUUUGUAUUUAAGUGUACUUAAAUAUGUUUGUUUUGUGGAGAAAGUGACCACAGACUUUCUAAAUAUUCUAAAUAUGCGUUGAGAAUUAUGAAGGACAGAAGGAGAGUGUUCAGGCAAUAUAAUUGAUCUGGUACCAGGGUUCAAGGGUGAAUGGUGGGUGCAAAGAAGUUGGAAGAACAUGGUAAGAAGGCUGCCCUUCAUAUAGAAGUAAGGUGGUAACAGAAGCAGUUGUGUGCAGGUUAGGGUCCAAUUUAGUAAGAUUAUACGUUAAGAUCUUGGAGCCAACAGUUUUGAGUGACGAUAACUUUCACACUAACCCCGGGAGCAGAGGUGGGAGGUUUGGAGGUCAGUGCUGUAGCUGAGGCCAAGGAGCUCACAAUCAGAUGGCAGAAACACUGUAAGACAGAGGUGAUGAUGAGGCAGGUGGCAGGAGGCAUUCUCAGGAAGCCAUUCAGUCAUCUCAGAGCUCUGUGGUGCUCUGUACUGAAAAUUCCUGUGAUGACGAAAGCCUUCAAGGGCUACACUGUCUAGGAUGCACAGCCUCUAGCCAUGAGGACUUGAAAUGUGCCUCAGGCAACUGAGGAACUGACUUGUAAAUAUUAUGCAAAUUUAAAUCAUUGUACUACCUUUAAUCACACAAAACUAGUAGCUAUUACAAUCUGCUAGCAUUGCAAGAAGACAAUAUAAUUUCUUAUCACAGUUUAUAUUGAGCAGAUUUCUUAAUAUUUCACAUACAGUGAAAGAGACCUUCCCUUAUACAAAUAAGACUUCAUAUCCUAUAAGAACUUUGAUGAAUAAUUUUUUUCUUUAAAUAGCCCAUCUUUAAAAUAAAUUUUAAAAAGUAAUUUUUAUAACAAUUUUACCUUUUUUAUUAGACAUUUUCUUUAUAUUUCAAAUAUUAUUCCCUUUCUUGGUUUCCCCUCUGCUGAAGAGUUAUUGUGCAUUUUAAAACAGGCUGAACAUGUUUCAGAGACUCAUUUAACCCAUUGUCUUAGUGGGAAGGUUUUACAUGAAAAACAGAGUAUCUCUAAUGAAUAGAUAAAAGAACAUAGUAUCCAAAAUAAGAUAUUUCUUCUUGGGUAUGUAUUGGUUGUACUUUUCAAGCAAUUUUUUCCAUAUCAUAUAAAUUGCUCAUUUUAUUGGCAUAAGGUUGUAAAUAGCAUUCAUUAACUUUUCUAAAAAUUGUACAACACAGUAAUCAGUAUGCUCCCAAUUCUAUGGUUAGUGUAGCAGUAUUAGAUAUCUGUAACUGAAGUGGAAACUUCUGGGAUCUUGGAAAGUCAGUUAUGUCAAAUUAUGUUUUGCUGGGGAAUACAGGUGAAAGGAGGUUUUGUCAAUGCAGACAUGUGAAAGCAUGUGUGAUGUUAAGAAGGAAAAUAAAUAUAGUCCAACAGACGAUGGGCAAUGCUGGAUGGUA
Mus musculus (house mouse) is the source of this 3446-nucleotide messenger RNA. RefSeq names its product F-box protein 4 (gene Fbxo4). The transcript is spliced from 7 exons. The coding region runs from base 150 to 1307 and encodes 385 amino acids. NCBI's taxonomy places the organism in Eukaryota, Metazoa, Chordata, Mammalia, Rodentia, Muridae. Gene Ontology annotation, biological process: protein polyubiquitination; positive regulation of protein ubiquitination; SCF-dependent proteasomal ubiquitin-dependent protein catabolic process. Gene Ontology annotation, molecular function: ubiquitin-protein transferase activity; ubiquitin-like ligase-substrate adaptor activity; protein homodimerization activity. The record is from RefSeq and is marked validated. Gene Ontology annotation, cellular component: cytoplasm; SCF ubiquitin ligase complex; ubiquitin ligase complex.